CUUCUGAUUGGCUGUGGCGGACUGUGGGCUGGAGUUGGAGUAGCCCGGCGGACGGGGCGCGCGGACCAGGUCCAGAAGCCGGUCCGGUGGUAAAGGGUUUUGUCGCUUUCGAAUCACUUGAGGGAGCCUCUUCAAAUACAGAUUUCUUGGGUCCUGCCCCAGACCAUCUGAAUCAGAAUCUCCAGGCUGGGGCGUUGGCAACCAUUUGAAACAAGCUGACAGGAAGUUUCUUCAAGCAACCACUAUGUCAACCAACACAGAUGUUUCUCUUUCUUCGUAUGAUGAAGAUCAGGGAUCUAAACUUAUCCGAAAAGCUAAAGAGGCACCAUUUGUACCUGUUGGUAUGGCAGGUUUUGCAGCAAUUGUUGCGUAUGGAUUAUACAAAUUAAAGAACAGGGGAAAUACUAAAAUGUCCAUUCACCUGAUUCACAUGCGAGUGGCAGCCCAAGGCUUUGUUGUAGGAGCAAUGACUUUGGGUAUGGGCUAUUCCAUGUAUAAGGAAUUCUGGGCAAAACCUAAACCUUAGAAGAAGAGAUGCUGUCUUGGUCUUGUUGGAAGUGCUUGUUUUUGUUAUGUCGAGGUUAUAUGUUUAUGUCAAAAAAUAAAUAACUUGAGUGGGUUCAGGUUGUAACACAGUA
This is a messenger RNA of Sciurus carolinensis (gray squirrel), 638 nucleotides long. RefSeq names its product HIG1 hypoxia inducible domain family member 1A (gene Higd1a). Gene Ontology annotation, cellular component: mitochondrion. NCBI's taxonomy places the organism in Eukaryota, Metazoa, Chordata, Mammalia, Rodentia, Sciuridae. Bases 245 to 526 code for a protein of 93 amino acids. The transcript has 5 exons. The record is from RefSeq and is a predicted model, not a curated record. Gene Ontology annotation, biological process: mitochondrial respirasome assembly; negative regulation of apoptotic process.